AUGUACAGCGCCUAUCCGGGUGAGCAACAUGAUUUGCGAUGGGUUACUGUAACCUUGACCUCCAUCGCUACCAUUCUCUUGAUAUGUCGCUUGUCCAUCACAUUCAAGAAUAGGGGCUGGUUGGGGAUCGAAGAUGCACUGGUCAUUACAGCAAACAUGUGGCUGAUAGCCUUCGCCAUAUGCGUCUAUAUGGCUACAAUCUAUGGAUUUGGACUGAAAGGUGCCGACAUAGAAAAGUCUGGCGGUAACUUUAAGAAGGCGAUCAAGUUCUUCUGGCUCACGCAAGUCUUCUACACUCUGACGAAUGGCUUCAACAAAAUGGCUUUCAUUGCCUUGUACUACCGCGUGUUCCCCAUGCCCCGCUUUCGACUGAUCUGCAAGAUCUUCGGUGCGGUAUCAGUUGGAUGGACGAUAUCAUACAUAUUCGUUGUGAUCUUCCAAUGUACACCGAUAGCCCGCGUGUACGAUCGUUCAAUACCAGGAACAUGUAUCAGCUUCUUUGGACACCGCUGGUCCAACGCAAUCACAAAUCUCAUCACUGACAUCGCAAUAUUCAUCCUUCCAAUGCCAAUCAUCGUGCGCCUCAACAUGUCUCUGGGCUCACGAGUUGGCCUUGUAGUCCUCUUCUCCAUGGGUUUCUUCAUCUGCUUAACGACCGCUCUUCGCAUGGGAACGCUGCCGUUGACCCUCAGAACCAAGGACCCCACCUGGGAGUCUGCUCCAACAAAUCUAUGGAGCUUCAUCGAAGCUGCGACUGGCGUCAUUUGCGCAUGUCUGAUUAGUCUGCGCAAAGCUAUCGCGGCAUUGUGGCCCAGAAAAUGGAGAAGUACCAGGGGGGCAAGCAGUGGGUAUCAGCAGUAUGGCAACAGCAGACCUACAGGCAAUGCUCUCAGUGCGGCAAGGGGACCAGGAGGAACGGACACCUCCCAUUCCUAUGCCAUGGGCAAUGUUAAGAGCGGGAGCAGGGGGCGGCCAGACACAUAUGCAGACAUCAGCCCUAGCGAGAGCCAGGAACACAUCAUGGAGGGCAAAAAAACAGUAGCACACAUUACGACGAGCCGGCCUCGAAGUAGUGAGAGCGGAAGUGAGGACCUUGUUUUCGAGGGCAUCACCGUCACUACGGAUGUCAAGGUCGUUCGGGAGUAA
This is a messenger RNA of Bipolaris zeicola 26-R-13, 1146 nucleotides long. RefSeq lists its product as uncharacterized. NCBI's taxonomy places the organism in Eukaryota, Fungi, Ascomycota, Dothideomycetes, Pleosporales, Pleosporaceae. The coding region runs from base 1 to 1146 and encodes 381 amino acids. The record is from RefSeq and is a predicted model, not a curated record. The transcript is spliced from 4 exons.